GNGGCGGCAGCAGCAGCGCGGUUGUCAAGCUCGCGCUGAGGAGACCGUCCUUGCGCCGCCAGCAGCAACCUAAAGGAAGAGGAGACCUGAGUCGCUCUGUGCAGCGAGUAGUCCCAGCGCCUUCCUGCGCCCGCUUGGCCGCCGUCGGGCCACGUCCAAGAGCUGCCACCUGCAGCCAGGCCGCCAACCAUGCCAGCCGCGCCGGUCCUGCGCCCGCCGCCGCCGCCCGCGACCCCCGCCCCGCCGGCACCCAGUCGCCCUGCGCCUCCCAUUCCGGGCCACCGAGGCCCAUGUGACCAUUCUCUGAAAUGCUUAAGCUCCAAGAUCUCUGAGAGAAAGCUGCCAGGCUCCUGGCUACCUGCGGGACGAGGACCUCUGGAGAAGCCAGUUCUGGGGCCACGUGGUGCCGUCAUGCCGCUGUUCAGCCCUCAGAGCAGCCUCCACUCAGUCCGCACAGAGCACAGCCCACUGAAGCCCAGGGUGGUGACGGUGGUGAAGCUGGGUGGGCAGCCCCUCCGUAAGGCCACCCUGCUCCUCAACCGGCGCUCAGUGCAGACCUUUGAGCAGCUCCUAUCAGACAUCUCUGAAGCCUUGGGCUUCCCACGCUGGAAGAACGACCGUGUGCGGAAGCUGUUCACCCUCAAGGGCAGGGAGGUGAAGAGUGUGUCUGACUUCUUCCGGGAGGGUGAUGCUUUCAUAGCUAUGGGCAAAGAGCCGCUGACAUUGAAGAGUAUCCAGUUGGCCAUGGAGGAGCUGUAUCCUAAGAACCGGGCUCUUGCCCUGGCCCCUCACAGUAGAGUCCCUUCCCCAAGGCUGAGAAGCAGACUUCCCAGCAAGCUUCUGAAAGGAAGUCACCGCUGUGGCGAGGCAGGAAGCUAUAGCUCAGAAAUGGAGAGUAAGGCAGUCUCUAGGCAUCAGGGCAAGACUUCCACAGUGCUGGCCCCGGAAGACAAGGCGAGGGCCCAGAAGUGGGUAAGAGGGAAACAGGAGUCAGAACCUGGUGGCCCGCCUUCACCCGGGGCAGCCACUCAGGAGGAGACUCACGCAAGUGGAGAGAAACAUCUGGGGGUGGAAAUCGAAAAGACCUCCGGGGAGAUCAUCAGAUGUGAGAAGUGUAAGAGAGAAAGAGAGCUGCAGUUGAGCCUGCAGAGGGAGCCUUGCCCGCUGGGAACCAGCGAGCUGGACCUGGGGAGAGCUCAGAAGAGGGAUUCCGAGAAGUUGGUGAGGACCAAGAGCUGCAGGAGGCCUUCUGAGGCAAAAUCUACAGAUGGAGAGGAAGGGUGGAAGGGUGACAGCCAUCGGGGCAGUCCCAGGGACCCCCCUCAGGAACUGAGGAGGCCCAACAGCAACUCAGACAAGAAAGAGAUCAGAGGCUCAGAAGGUCAGGACAGUCAUCCUCAGGGGGCACCCAAGGCCCAGAAGGACCUCGUGGAAGGGCCACCAGCUGUAGAGGAGGGGCCGGCAGACAUGAGGAGAGACGACCGGCACACAUGCAGGAGCAAGCAUGCGGCCUGGCUCCGGAGAGAGCAGCAGGCCGAACCCCCACAGCUCCCCAGAACCCGAGGAGAGGAGAAGCAAGCAGAGCACGAGAAGAAGCCAGGCGGCUUAGGAGAGAGGAGGGCUCCAGAGAAGGAGUCUAAGAGGAAGCUAGAAGAGAAGAGGCCAGAACGACCCAGUGGCCGGAAGCCGAGGCCCAAGGGUAUCAUCUCAGCCGAUGUGGAGAAGCACUAUGACAUAGGUGGGGUCAUUGGGGAUGGCAACUUUGCCACCGUGAAGGAAUGCAGGCACCGAGAGACCAAGCAGGCUUACGCCAUGAAGAUUAUUGACAAGUCCCAACUGAAGGGUAAAGAGGACAUUGUCGACAGUGAGAUUUUAAUCAUCCAGAGUCUCUCUCAUCCCAACAUAGUGAAACUGCACGAGGUCUACGAGACGGAGGCGGAGAUCUACCUGAUCAUGGAGUAUGUGCAGGGAGGGGAUCUUUUCGAUGCCAUCGUUGAAAAUGUGAAGUUUCCAGAGCCCGAGGCUGCAGUCAUGAUCACAGACUUGUGUAAGGCCCUCGUCCACAUGCACGACAAGAAUAUCGUCCACCGGGACGUGAAGCCGGAAAACCUCCUGGAUGAAGUAGGCUUGUCUGGCCAUCUCACUACUGACUAUGGCUGGGACUGCACACUGGUUCAGCGAAACGAAGACAAGUCUAUCACCUUGAAGCUGGCUGAUUUUGGCUUGGCCAAAUAUGUGGUGAGGCCUAUAUUUACUGUGUGUGGGACGCCAACAUAUGUAGCUCCUGAAAUUCUUUCUGAGAAAGGUUACGGCCUGGAGGUGGACAUGUGGGCAGCCGGUGUGAUCCUGUACAUCCUCUUGUGUGGCUUCCCCCCUUUCCGAAGUCCCGAGAGGGACCAAGAUGAGCUCUUCAACAUCAUCCAAGUGGGCCAGUUUGAGUUCCUCUCUCCUUACUGGGACAACAUUUCUGAUGCUGCCAAAGAUCUGGUGAGAAAUUUGCUGGAGGUGGACCCUAAGAAGCGGUACACGGCCGAACAGGUCCUACAGCAUCCCUGGAUUGAGAUGGUUGGGCAUCCCAACACAGGGAACUCACAGAAGGAGGAGUCACCCAACAGUUAGGAUCACUUCCAGAGCCAGCACAAGAAGGUUGCAGAGCAGAUGCCAUAAUCCUGCCUGGGACAUCUGUCCAGCCUGGUCUCCUUGAGGACAGAGAAGAGAGGGGAUGUCUAGUCUACAAGCAAGGCUGUGCAAGACCCUUCUCCACAGAGUUAGGGAAGGAGAAGAGCCACCUGGCAUAUUUUAAAGAGUGUUUGAAAGUAAUGUUCUAAUGUUGAAUGAUGUAUGAUAUUUUUAGAUUUGUAUAUCUGAAGUCUUUAAUACCUUUUGGGUAAGAAUUGCUAUGAAUGAGGAAUUUUGAUAAUAAUGACAGAUUCUGUUUUCUCCUUGUAUUCACAUCCAUGGUAGGCUACAGGAGUGUGCUUCACAUCGCUCAAGCUCCCCCACACAAUGAAUGAGGUGAUUUCUGGCUUUUUUUUUAUCUCAAUAAAACACAAUGAAUAACAGAGAAAGAUCUGCCUUGUUCAAUGGUGGGGAGAGCUGAGGAAGUAGUUCAACCCAGCUGUGUUUUAACCUUUGACAAAGAGACCAAUACAUAUGGUUCUAUGAACUGAAAUUCCUUGGAAAAAAAACCCAACAUUUUUUUUUUAAAUAAUCUGCAGGUUGACUGAUUAGAACUUCAUGAUUAUGGAGAAUUGGAAUGUAAAGAUUGAGAGUCAAAAAUUACCUUGGGUUAUCUUCCAUCCCCUUAAUAGCCAUGUAUCACCAAACUGUAUGUCCAACCUAACAGAUAAAACUGUUGGAACGUAUUAACUCAGCUGAGCACUAGCUUCUACUAACCCAAAGCUAAGAUGUGAUAGCGCCCAAAGCCUGCAGAAGAGACAUCUCCGCUUUGCUGUAAGCUGCCUGCCUGACUACACCACCAGUAUAUUUGGUAAAUUCAUUGAUCUGAGACUUUGUUUUAUCUGACGAUAAUAAGAAUAAUAAAA
Mus caroli (Ryukyu mouse) is the source of this 3545-nucleotide messenger RNA. Lineage: Eukaryota; Metazoa; Chordata; Mammalia; Rodentia; Muridae. The record is from RefSeq and is a predicted model, not a curated record.